CAACACAACUGCAAAAUCACCGCGACCACGAUCCGCGCACUUUGAUUUUCGACGCGCGCAUAUUCAGAAACCGCAUAGCGUCAUCUUCGACACGCGACCCGAGUGAACAUUGCACGUGGCGUAGCCGCAGCAGCGCUUUCACAUUCCUCAGCCCAUCAAAAUGGCGCAGAUCAAGUAUAUCAAGACGAAAAAGCCCGCAUCCGAAGAGCCAAACACGAUGCCUCCGAAACGCGCCUCCGCACGCACCGCCGCGCCCAAAGACACAGACGCGACGACCACCAAACCAAAGGCCAACACCAAGGCCAAGAUCGUGAAACCCGCGCCGGCUACGAAAGGCAAGACAGCAGCCGCUAAGGCCAAGACAAACGGCACGGCGAAGCGACGCGGACAGAAGGCUACCGAGACAGAUAGCGAGGCUGAGACAAAGAAGACUGCCACAAAGGGCAAGACUACCACAAAGAAGACAACGACAACGAAGAAGGCUAAGGCCGAAGAGAAGACCGAGGCGCCCGCAAAGACGACUCGCAAGCGCAAAGCCGCCGACGACGAUGCUCCCGCCGCCCCAGCCAAGAAGGUCAAGGUUCUGACGAAAGGACCCAUCCUUCAAGACGCGCCCACGCAAAAGCUGAAUGUUUACGUGUUUGGCGAGGGAACAGCCGGUGAGCUGGGCCUGGGCACAGCAAAGAAGAGCAUCGACGUGAAGCGGCCACGUUUGAACCCAGAACUAUCAGCAAGCAAAGUCGGAGUUGUGCAGAUCGAGGCUGGUGGGAUGCACGCCAUUGCUCUCACAUCUGACAACAAGAUCUUGACAUGGGGCGUCAACGAUCAAGGCACACUCGGCAGAGAUACCACCUGGGAUGGCGGACUCAAAGACAUGGACGAUGCGGGUUCAGACAGUGAUUCCGAGGAAGGCGAUGACAAUGGGCUGAAUCCGAAAGAGGCGCUGCCGGGUGAGGUAGACUGGUCGCAAACAGAGGUUGCAGAGGGCACGCGCUUCGUCGAAGUGGCAGCCGGCGACUCGACCUCAUUCGUUCUCACAGACGAUGGCAAGGUGUACGGAUGGGGCACGUUCCGCAGCAACGACGGCAUUUUCGGCUUUACUCAGGAGGUCAAAGUCGCUACACGCCCCGUUCUCAUCCCGGGACUGAAGAACAUCACCAGCAUCAAGGCUGGAGCCAACCAUGCCCUGGCCAUGGACACCAAAGGAGCUGUCUUUGCUUGGGGUUCAGGGCAGCAGAAUCAGCUUGGCCGCCGCAUUGUUGAGCGAACGAAGACCGAAGCGCUUUUCCCACGCGAGUUCGGACUGCCCAAGGGCCCCAAGAAGGGCAUCACAUCCAUUCAGACUGGUGCAUACCACAGCUUCGCCAUUGCAAAGACGGGAGACAUCUACGCAUGGGGCUUGAAUAACUUCGGCGAGACAGGCAUCAUGGACAACGCUGGACAAGAUGAUGCAGUCAUCAUGAACCCUCGAGUCGUCACCGCACUCAAGGGCAAGAAUGUCACAAGCAUCAAAGGCGGAGGCCACCACAGUCUUGCCGCAACUGAGGACGGAGCGUGUCUCAUCUGGGGCCGUAUCGACGGCGCGCAGACUGGUAUCUCAGAAGACGACCUCGCUAAGCUCCCAGCAGAGGCGACAAUUAAAGACGACUCCGGCCGGCCGCGAAUCCUUGCCCAACCACAAAAGAUCCCGACCAUCCAAGGAGAAGUCGUUCACGUAUCUGCUGCUUCCGAUCACAACAUCGUCAUCACAAAGGAAGGCCAGGCAUACUCGUGGGGUUUCUCGGCGAAUUACCAGACAGGUCAAGGAACGGAUGAUGAUGUCCCCGUCGCCAAGUUGAUCGACAACACAGCUGUGCGAGAGAAGUUGUUGAACGGGGCUACUACUGGUGGCCAGUUCAGCAUCAUCACUGCACCCGCCAGCGAAGAGGACUUGGCGAUGACGAAUGGCGUGUAAAAGAUGCCCUUUGAGCGACGUGGAGGCAUUUCUGGGGUUUGCGCUUGUUUUCUCGCAUGGCACGGCUGGCGUUUCUGCUUUUUUCCGAGGAGGUUUUGGGUACGUCAAGAGUGGAGGGAACAGUACACUGAGGAGGAUAAUGAUACGGAAGGAAGGCGCCUGGGCAUUCGGGCAUGGAAGAUGAUAGACUGAGCGACUUCAAGACCGACGAUUGAACUGAUGUACGUGCCGCUUUUUAUGCAUGAGUUUUGACUCCCCGCAAGGGUGAUGUUGGCUCAUUGCUGGAAAGCUGGCUGUUAUCGGUUAUUGUUGGUCUCUGGGGAAUCUGGUCUGUCAAGACGAUGGAUGUUGAUUCUUGUUUUGUACUAUAGUAGCUUUGACUCCCCUUCAUGGGUCGAGUUGGCGAAGUAGCGCAGACAGAGGGGGGCAGACAUGACUUCAAUUCGAAAAAUGACUUUCACACUAACGCCC
Molecule: messenger RNA, 2425 nt
Organism: Cercospora beticola
Lineage: Eukaryota; Fungi; Ascomycota; Dothideomycetes; Mycosphaerellales; Mycosphaerellaceae
Product: RCC1 domain-containing protein
Cellular component (GO): cytoplasm
Molecular function (GO): guanyl-nucleotide exchange factor activity
Source: RefSeq, a predicted model, not a curated record